CGUCGGUAGCGGAGAAGAUGGCAGAGCGGCAACAGAAACACGAAGGCAGGGUAAAGAUCGGCCACUACAUCCUCGGUGACACGCUUGGAGUCGGGACAUUUGGGAAAGUGAAGAUUGGAGAGCAUCAGUUAACGGGUCAUAAAGUGGCUGUGAAGAUUCUUAAUAGACACAAGAUACGCAGCCUGGAUGUCGUGGGGAAGAUUAAGCGGGAGAUCCAGAAUCUCAAACUGUUCAGGCACCCACACAUCAUCAAACUGUACCAGGUGAUAAGUACGCCCACAGAUUUCUUCAUGGUGAUGGAGUAUGUGUCCGGAGGCGAGCUGUUUGAUUACAUCUGCAAACAUGGACGGGUAAGACAUUUCAUCUGUUUGUUCAGAAGCAGGCCCCCUGGCAUCCGUGUCACCAUGCACUUGCUACCAGUGGAGGACACUGAGGCUCGCCGUCUUUUCCAGCAGAUAAUUUCAGCAGUAGACUACUGCCACAGACACAUGGUGGUCCACAGAGACCUCAAACCUGAGAAUGUCCUGCUGGACGCCAGCAAGAAUGCCAAGAUAGCUGACUUUGGACUGUCAAACAUGAUGUCAGAUGGGGAAUUCUUGAGGACGAGCUGUGGUUCACCAAACUAUGCCGCUCCUGAGGUCAUCUCAGGAAGGCUGUAUGCAGGCCCGGAGGUGGACAUCUGGAGCUGUGGGGUGAUCUUGUAUGCCCUGCUGUGCGGUACUCUACCCUUUGAUGAUGAGCAUGUUCCUACACUGUUUAAGAAGAUCAGAGGAGGGGUAUUCUACAUCCCAGAGUACCUGACUCGCUCUGUGGCGUCACUGCUGAUGUUCAUGCUGCAGGUGGACCCUCUGAAGAGAGCAACCAUCAAAGACAUCAGGGAGCAUGAGUGGUUCAAACACGACCUGCCGGGGUACCUGUUCCCUGAAGACCCAUCAUAUGACACUACAGUCCUGGAUGAAGAGGCUGUCAGGGAGGUGUGUGAGAAGUUUGAAAGCACCGAGUCUGAAGUUGUGUCCAGCCUGUACAGCGGCGACCCCCAGGAUCAGCUAGCGGUAGCCUACCACCUGAUUAUAGACAAUCGGCGCAUCAUGACCCAGGCCAGCGAGUUCUACUUAGCCUCCAGCCCUCCCCAAGGCUCUUUUAUAGAAGAUGGCAUGCCUCUUCCCCCUGGGAUCAAACCCCACCCUGAGAGGAUGCCCCCACUCCUGGCUGACAGCCCCAAGUCCCGGUGCUCUCUCGAUGCUCUCAACACCACCCGACCAAAACCUUUGGCAGUAAAGAAAGCAAAGUGGCACCUUGGUAUUAGGAGCCAGAGCAGGCCCUAUGACAUCAUGGCUGAAGUUUACAGGGCAAUGAGACAACUUAACUUUGAUUGGAAGGUGGUGAACCCAUAUCACCUGCGUGUGAGGAGGAAGAAUCCUGUAACAGGCAACCUGGUGAAGAUGAGCCUACAGCUCUACCAAGUGGACAACAGAUCCUAUCUCCUCGACUUCAAGAGCAUUGAUGAUGACAUCAUUGAAGCGGUGGGCUUCAAAUCGGGUUCUUCUACCCCGCAGAGGUCAGGCUCCGCAGCUGGCCUACACAGACCCAGACUGAGCAUUGACUCGGCAAGCCCCGCCAUGGACCUGCCCCAGCUCAGCUCCUCUCUCCCUGGGUCCCUGUCAGGCAGCUCCCCCUUGCUUUCCCCACGCCAGGGAUCACACACCAUGGACUUCUUUGAGAUGUGUGCUAGCCUGAUCACCACACUGGCACGCUGA
Lampris incognitus (smalleye Pacific opah) is the source of this 1757-nucleotide messenger RNA. RefSeq names its product protein kinase, AMP-activated, alpha 2 catalytic subunit (gene prkaa2). The transcript is spliced from 10 exons. Gene Ontology annotation, molecular function: protein serine/threonine kinase activity; ATP binding. Gene Ontology annotation, biological process: protein phosphorylation; intracellular signal transduction. The record is from RefSeq and is a predicted model, not a curated record. The coding region runs from base 18 to 1757 and encodes 579 amino acids. NCBI's taxonomy places the organism in Eukaryota, Metazoa, Chordata, Actinopteri, Lampriformes, Lampridae. Gene Ontology annotation, cellular component: cytoplasm.